AAAUAGAGUUGAAGGUACUCUCAAGCCCACUGUAUCCAGUACACAGCUCUGGUUACAGUGGGCAAAUACUGCUUAAUAUUGCCCAUGUACAGUGUCCAACCGCUCACUUCCCUGCUACCAAGGAGCAGUGUCGGACCAGCCAGCUUUCAACAGGAAGAGUGAUAGUGUCAGAACCAGCAGCCAACAUGCCCAAAAUCGCUGUGCCCGCAGAGGAGAAUCAAGGGAAGACGGAUGAUCGCACACGUGCGAUUGCAGAGCGUGUGUUUGCUUCGGAGACCAAAGAUGAUGAUGUCCGUGACGAGAUAUCCCUGUUUGAUGUGCCUGAUGACUGUCCUAUCCUCAACCAAGAGAUGGCCCAACAUGUAACUGAGGAUGAUAAUGAGGAGAAGCGUAAGAAGUAUCUCAGUCGCACUCAGACUGUGCUAGAAGAUAAACCAACCUACUUGGAGGUCCCUCACUUCCAGAGAGUGUCCAUCACUGGCGACUACGCUGCUGGGGUGACCAUGGAUGACUUUGAGCUGGCUUGUAAGGGUCUGUACCGUGCCCUGACCAUCAGAGAGAAGUACAUGAAGUUGGCUUUCCAGAGAUUCCCCGACACUCCCUCUCAGUUCUUACGCAAGAUUGAAGGAGAGCAGUGGAAAGCUGAAGACCGAGUGCACCCUGUCUUCACCUCUCCUCCUAAGUCUGGUGAGGAUCCCUUCUGCACGAAAGACUUCCCUCCUAACCUCGGCUACGUCGCUCGCAUGAAGGAUGGAGUUAUCUAUGUGUACAAAGAUGCAGCAUCUGCUGAUAAACACCAGCCUCUGAACAACCCCGGUCCAGAUCUUGUCACCUUCUUAGACGACAUGAACUUCCUCAUCGCCUUGAUUGCUCAGGGCCCAACAAAGACAUACACUCAUCGUCGUCUGAAGUUCCUCAUGUCAAAAUUCAAUGUGCAUGAGAUGCUGAAUGAGAUGGAGGAAAUGAAAGAGCUGAAGAAAAAUCCUCACAGAGACUUUUACAACUGCAGAAAGGUUGAUACUCACAUCCACGCUGCUGCCUGCAUGAACCAGAAGCAUCUCCUCCGCUUCAUCAAGAAAUCCUACCGCGUGGAUGCGGAUCGUGUGGUGCAUGUUCUGAAGGGCAAGGAAAUGACCAUGAAGGAGCUUUUUGCAUCUCUUAAUCUGCACCCCUAUGACCUGACUGUCGAUUCUCUGGAUGUGCAUGCUGGCAGACAAACCUUCCAGCGUUUUGAUAAAUUCAAUGCCAAGUACAACCCUGUGGGUGCCAGUGAGCUGCGGGAUCUUUAUCUGAAGACUGAGAACCACAUAUCCGGAGAGUAUUUUGCAACCAUUAUUAAGGAAGUUGCUAGUGACCUGGAGGAUGCCAGAUAUCAGUACGCAGAGCCUCGUCUGUCCAUCUAUGGCUGUAACCCUAAUGAGUGGACUAAGCUUGCAAGCUGGUUUAACAAGCACAGAGUCUUUUCUCCUCACCUCAAGUGGAUGAUUCAAGUGCCCAGAAUCUAUGAUAUUUUCAGAGGCAGGAACUUUGUGCCACACUUUGGAAAGAUGCUGGAAAACAUCUUCCUCCCUGUUUUCCAGGCCACCAUUGACCCAAACUCCAACCCAGAGCUCAGUGUCUUCCUGAAGCAUGUGACUGCCUUUGACAGUGUUGAUGAUGAGUCCAAACACAGCGGUCACAUGUUUUCCACAAAGAGCCCCAAACCUGAGGAGUGGGACGUCGUGAAGAGCCCAUCAUAUUCUUACUGGAUUUACUACAUGUAUGCAAACAUUGCCCGACUCAACCAGCUGCGCAAGGAGAGAGGUAUGAACACAUUCCAGUUCAGACCUCACUGUGGUGAAGCUGGAGCGGUCACUCACCUGCUGGCCUGUUUCAUGACUGCAGACAACAUCUCUCACGGUCUCAACCUCAAAAAGAGCCCUGUCCUGCAGUAUCUGUAUUACCUAGCCCAGGUCCCCAUUGCCAUGUCCCCACUCAGCAAUAACAGUCUGUUCCUUGAGUACAACAAGAAUCCUCUGCUGGAGUUCCACAAGAAGGGACUGAUGGUCUCUCUGUCCACUGAUGACCCUAUGCAGUUCCACUACACUAAGGAGCCCCUUAUGGAGGAAUAUGCCAUUGCAGCCCAGGUGUUCAAGCUCAGCACCUGUGAUAUGUGUGAGAUUGCCAGAAACAGUGUUCUCCAGAGCGGCCUGUCUGCUGAGGAAAAGAUUCACUUCCUUGGUACCAACUACCUGAAGGAUGGUCCCGAAGGUAAUGACAUCCGCAAAACCAACUUGGCUCAGAUACGCAUGGCCUACCGCUACGAGACCCUGUGCUAUGAGCUGAACCUCAUUAGAGAGGGCGUGAUGGCUGACUAAACAUGUAAAGUGGAUUGUUCUUCACUCUUCUUAAAUGUCACUUCCAACAACAUUUAUAUUAUGAUCAAUGUGAAGCCCAUGAGAUAACAUCCAUGAAACAUAGCCUAUAUCUUAAUGAGAAUUGACACUCCAGAACAUAUUGAGUCUUCUUGUACACAGGAGUCCGAUUCAUCAUUGGCUUGUGCAUUGUGUCUUAUAUCUGAUCUGUAAGUGAGGUUUACAGUUAACUAAGUUUACAUCUACUUUGUGCCUUAAUGUAUCAUGUUUUUGUGGUCGUACUUUGGAAAAAAGCCUGUUGCAGUUGACUCAAUAAACAAAAUCUAUAUUUAAAAUGA
Carassius auratus (goldfish) is the source of this 2692-nucleotide messenger RNA. Its product is annotated as AMP deaminase 1-like. Gene Ontology annotation, biological process: IMP salvage; AMP metabolic process. The record is from RefSeq and is a predicted model, not a curated record. Gene Ontology annotation, molecular function: AMP deaminase activity. The coding region runs from base 186 to 2357 and encodes 723 amino acids. NCBI's taxonomy places the organism in Eukaryota, Metazoa, Chordata, Actinopteri, Cypriniformes, Cyprinidae. Gene Ontology annotation, cellular component: cytosol. The transcript has 17 exons.